Messenger RNA from Psammomys obesus (fat sand rat), 3325 nucleotides. It is a transcript of the gene Arsk, whose product is annotated as arylsulfatase family member K. The coding region runs from base 88 to 1728 and encodes 546 amino acids. The record is from RefSeq and is a predicted model, not a curated record. NCBI's taxonomy places the organism in Eukaryota, Metazoa, Chordata, Mammalia, Rodentia, Muridae. The transcript has 8 exons.
CCAUUACUUUUAUAAUCAGAACCCAAACUCCUAGUUGAGAGUCCCGUCCCUGCUCAGAACGGACUCGGCCGCCGCUUCUGAACGACCAUGCCCGCGACGCUGCUGAUGUGGGUGUCGGUGGUCGCAGCGUCCGCGCUCGCGGCGCCGGCCCCCGGAACACAGGCGCAGGGGCUGCAGGUGCCCAACGUAGUGCUCGUCGCCAGUGACUCCUUCGAUGGAAGACUAACGUUUAAACCAGGAAGUCAAGUGGUAAAACUUCCCUUCAUUAACUUCAUGAAAGCACAUGGCACCACCUUCCUGAAUGCCUACACAAACUCUCCUAUCUGCUGCCCAUCACGUGCAGCAAUGUGGAGUGGCCUCUUCACUCACUUAACAGAAUCUUGGAAUAAUUUCAAGGGUCUUGAUCCAAAUUAUACAACAUGGAUGGAUGUCAUGGAAGAGCAUGGCUAUCAGACACAAAAAUUUGGAAAACUGGACUAUACUUCAGGACACCAUUCCAUUAGUAAUCGUGUGGAAGCAUGGACAAGAGAUGUUGCAUUCUUGCUCAGACAAGAAGGCAGGCCUAUGGUUACUCUUAUCCCUGAUAAGAAUAGAAGGAGAGUGAUGGAAAAGGACUGGCAGACUACGGACAGAGCAGUCAAUUGGCUAAGACAGGAAGCAGUUAACUAUACCAAGCCAUUUGUCCUUUACUUGGGAUUGAAUUUACCUCACCCUUACCCUUCACCAUCUUCAGGAGAAAACUUUGGCGCCUCUACAUUUCACACAUCUCUUUAUUGGCUUGAAAAAGUAGAUUAUGAUGCCAUCAAAAUCCCAAAGUGGUUGACUUUGUCAGAAAUGCACCCUGUGGAUUAUUACUCCUCCUAUACAAAAAAUUGCACUGGGAAGUUUACUGAAGAGGAAAUUAAGAACAUUAGAGCAUUUUAUUAUGCUAUGUGUGCUGAGACAGAUGCCAUGCUAGGUGAAAUUAUUUUGGCUCUUCACAAGUUAGAUCUUCUUCAGAACACUAUUGUUAUAUAUACUUCAGACCAUGGAGAGAUGGCCAUGGAACACCGCCAGUUUUAUAAAAUGAGUAUGUAUGAAGCUAGUGCCCAUGUUCCUCUUUUGAUGAUGGGACCAGGAAUUAAGGCCAACCUACAAGUACCAAAUUUUGUUUCUCUUGUGGAUAUUUACCCUACUAUGCUUGACAUUGCUGCGAUUGCUGUGCCUCAGACCCUAAGUGGACACUCUUUGUUGACGCUGUCAUCAGAAGCAUCUACAAGUGAGCAGACAUUCCAAACCCACCGUCCACCUUGGAUUCUGAGUGAGUUCCAUGGAUGCAAUGCAAAUGCUUCCACCUACAUGCUCCGAACUGACCGCUGGAAGUACAUCGCCUACUCCGAUGGUGUGUCAGUGCAGCCUCAGCUCUUUGAUCUUUCCUCAGAUCCAGAUGAGCUAACAAACGUUGCUACAGAUUUUCCAGAAAUUACUCGUUCUUUGGACCAGAAGCUUCGUUCUGUUGUAAACUACCCUAAAGUGACUGCUUCUGUCCAUCAAUACAAUAGAGAGCAGUUUAUCUUGUGGAAACAAAGCGUAGGACAGAAUUACUCAAAUGUUAUUGCACACCUUAGGUGGCAUCAAGAUUGGCAAAAAGAGCCCAGGAAGUAUGAAAAAGCAAUCGAACAGUGGCUCACUGCCGACUCAGGAGCAGUAGACUGUUGGGGUACACUGUGUGAAAGGUGGAACUUCUGAGAGAGAGAUAGAGACAACAGAGAUAUGCUGGGAGAGGAAGGCAAACGCAGGGGAUUCACCAGUGGGCACGGAGGUUAGUGAACUGACUGCAGCAAAGCAGAGAGGUAGUACUAGCCGCAUGACCAGACAUAAUGCAGGAUAAGUCGGGUUAAGUGAGAAAGCUAUCUGGAGUCUGCCCAGCAAAAGGCCUAAGCAUUAAAGAAUAUUAAAAGAUUCCAUGUCAUCAUUUUACUGCCAGGAUGUCCAAGAGAGUUUGCUGUAAUAGACAAUAAUAAAACUUUCUCAUUAUCUACAUGAAUAUGUAGAUAAAUAUUAAACUGAAACAGCUUUAGCAAUUGCUAAUUUUACGUACUUUGAAAUAUGUACUGUAUCUUAAGUGCCAAUGAUUACAGAACUACGUAUUUUCAAAACUGGUUGUACUAAGAUUUUAUGGUUGCAGAUCUCUGACAGUUUAAUGACAGAAGUAUUUAAAGGAUAAAAGCAAGCAUUCUUGUUGUUUCCCUGGGUAAUGUAGAAUAUGAACUAUUUUUAACAACUGUUGGUUAUCACUUAUAAUGCUUCAUGAUUUAUUUGUUGCUGAUGUAACUCUUUGGAUGUAUUUAAUGUUAGAACCAUUUAAUGGGACUUAGACUGUGGGCAUAACUGCGUUUAUUUCUUUUGUUAAAAAAAAAAAAAAGAUUAAGGUAAAGCUUCAAAAGGCAGAACAUGACGCCUCCUUCCUUUCUCAGUCAGCUUCCUCUAAAGGGCAUAUGACCCCCUUGCUUAUAUCAUUUUGUGGACAAGCUGUAUAUUUGCCACCAACCAGAUGAAUAUAUUCUUUACUCACACAUGCAGGCACACCCACAAUUGAAGAUAUGCUGUACAGUGUUUCUUCGUGCAUAUUGUGAUUUGGCUGAGAAGUAAAAUUGCUGAGCAAAAAUCUAUAAAAUUCUGUAGAUUUUCCCGAGUUACUUCUAAAGCAGUUCUAGUAGUUGGCCUUCCCACCAGAAAUGCACGCCCACACCUCUCAGCCCAAUAAAUAGCACAUAAAACAAAGAUAUUUUAUCUUUAUUAGUUGCAAGUGCUGACAUUUUUUUCAUAGAUCUAGUAAGCACUAGACUUGGCAACAGGAUGACCUUUUCUAUGUCUAUUAUUGGCUAUUUUCUCUAUUGGUUGUUAGCCUUGUCUUUCUGUUAUAUACAUGCUUUAGACAUUAUUAGCCUUGUGAAAAAUAAGAGAGAAAAAAGGGCUAAAAAAAAAGGGUAGAGAUUGUUUAGUGGUUAAGAACACCUGCUACUCAACCCGAGAACUCAGAUUCAAUUACUGGCACCCACAUAGUGGCUCACAACUUGUCUGUAACACCAGUUCAGGGGAGCCAGUACCCUUUUCUGGCUUCUGGGGGCCCCAAGCAAACAUGUAUGUAAUGCCCAGACAUAAAUAUGGGCCAAACACCCAUGCACAGAAAAUUUUUAAAAGUACAAGAAGUACUAGUUUGUCUUUCGAUACUGACCUAGAAUUUUUUACAUCUAGAAAUUUGUAUUUUCUUGUAACAUAUUUGUAAAUCUUUGUACCAAAUAAAUAUUAUGAUUUUUAAAAUUAAAAUAUUCUUUAAAAUGAA